This is a messenger RNA of Myxocyprinus asiaticus (Chinese sucker), 2225 nucleotides long. RefSeq names its product cytochrome b5 (gene cyb5a). Gene Ontology annotation, molecular function: heme binding. The transcript is spliced from 5 exons. The record is from RefSeq and is a predicted model, not a curated record. Lineage: Eukaryota; Metazoa; Chordata; Actinopteri; Cypriniformes; Catostomidae. Gene Ontology annotation, cellular component: membrane; intracellular membrane-bounded organelle. Bases 111 to 524 code for a protein of 137 amino acids.
CUUGUUGAAAAAUACAAUUGUGAGGAGGUGCAGCAGUAUUUGAUUCGUUGGUAAACUUUUGAGAUUUUCUUCGCAGCUUUCUGUACAAAAACACACAUUUAAACAAACCAAUGGAAGGGAACGGUACAGACGGUAAGGGUAUUAAAUAUUAUCGCUUGUCAGAGGUGGAGGAACGGAAAUCUUUUAAAAGCACAUGGAUUAUCAUCCAUAAUAAAGUAUACGACGUCACAAAGUUCCUCGAGGAGCACCCGGGAGGAGAGGAGGUGCUGCGAGAGCAGGCGGGUGGAGAUGCCACAGAGAGUUUUGAAGAUGUUGGGCACUCGACUGAUGCACGCGAGAUGGCCAGUUCUAUGCUCAUAGGAGAGCUUCAUCCAGACGACAGGGACAAGCUUGCCAAACCACCAGAAUCACUUGUAACAACUGUUCAAGAAACAACAAGCUGGUGGUCAAACUGGUUGAUACCUGCUGUUGCUGCUGUAAUUGUCAUGUUGAUGUACCGUAUAUACACAGCAGAGGAGGCAUGACAUGCUCAAUGUACAUGUUGAACUACAUUAAUCAUAAUCAUAAUCCAUUUCAGGUUUUUAUAUUACCAUGAAGAUUCUACUAAUGAAGGCAAUUUUUGUGUUAGUUUCAAUGUUUGUUGUCACUUAUCCCUUGAGAUUUAAAUGCGGUCAUGCACUUUUUUUUUUUUUUUUUUUUUUAAGAUAUAUGAAAGCAUAUUUACACUAAGCAUUAUAAAUAUGUAUCCAAAAGAUGAAGUUUUGAUUGUGUAAUAUAUUUGCUUUUGUGUAAAACCAUGUAUAUACCAUUUAUUCAGUUGUCCACGAUGAAACGGAAAAUGUGGAACAAGCUGAAUACAAUCACUUGAACUAAACUUCUUAACUUUAGUUCAACUACAAUUAAAUUACAAUUUAGAGACAAUUUAGAUUUGUUUGUUUUUUUGUUGUUUUUUUUUUUUAAUCUAAAGUGUUCAUGUUGUUACAUUUUACAUGUUAUACUUUAGAUUAAAAAAACAAAUCUAAAUUGUCUCUAAAUUGUAAUUUAAUUGUGUUGUUACAUUUUACAUGUUAGAAAGAUAAUUAUUAAGUCACAAAUAUGCAUGGAUUAAGCAUUAAGCAUGGAUCACUUCAUUUGAUAUUCAGCAACAUUAUUACUGGAAAUAACAGAUCCAUAGAAAAAAGCUUUUCAUAUAGGUGAAUCUUAUGAAACCACUCAAGAACAUGUAUGGGUCAUAUUUCACCCCAAAAUCUGUUGUUUCAUUUCUUGAUAUUUAGGUUGAUUUUUGUGCUUAAUUAUGAAAAGUAAUCUUAUAACUAAAGGGACUAUCAGUUGGAAGUCACCACAUGUUAGUUGUCGUGAAGAUCCACACUGUUAUAAUACUGUUGCAGAGAUCAGAGAGUAUGUUUGGCCUGCCAGUUACACACUAAUGUGCCAUUUACAGUAAAUAUAUAUAUCUGUGUACCACUAUGAAUGGUGCUGAUACAUUACAUUAUGUACUAUGGGGCUAAAGGCUCCACGGGGUAAAAGGCUCCUUUAAUUUUAAUUUUCUCCUAAAACACUAAAUAGCAUCAAAAUCUAUCACAAUACUUUCUUAAACACCUGUUUAACACUAUGAACUGCAAAUUUUUCCUCUUCCAUGAUAUCAUUGCGUGAAGUGUCUAAAGUUUGAUUUUGAGGCAAUUUGAUCUAAUAUCUAAUAAUUUUUAAAACGUUGUACAUUUAUGUAGCUAAUGAAUAUCCUGGAAAUUAUCACAUUUAUUUUGAAACAAAAUACUUAUUUGUCAUUUUCAAUUUUGUUCAAGGAUGGAGAUAUAUAUAUAUAUAUAUAUAUAAAUGAAAGGAUAGCAUUUGGGAUAAAAAGCCCCCCUGUUGCAGGGGCUAAGGGCACCUAUUAAACACAUUGUUUUUCUUAAGUUGGGUGAAUAGAUUUGUUAUGAAGAAUGUUCAAAGUAACUGAUCCAAUCAUGGAGAUUAAUUUGUUUAUAGAAUACUUAAGAUGUAAUGAAAUGUCAAAUGUGAUUGAAAUGAACAAGAAAUUAUGCACCCUUCUCUCAAGUGGUUAUUUUGAAUAAGCAUUAUCUUAAUUUGUUACUCAAAAAUGCAUCUUGCUGUCUCAAAUGUAUUUGCCCAAGUUGACGAAUUGUGCCCUAUAACUAUUGCAGUACUAUUGUACUGUAUGUGUAUGUACACAUACAGUACAUUCACAAAAUAUUCAGGCUCCUUCA